Messenger RNA from Lepidothrix coronata (blue-crowned manakin), 7809 nucleotides. It is a transcript of the gene ADGRL3, whose product is annotated as adhesion G protein-coupled receptor L3. The transcript is spliced from 26 exons. Bases 1036 to 4845 code for a protein of 1269 amino acids. The record is from RefSeq and is a predicted model, not a curated record. NCBI's taxonomy places the organism in Eukaryota, Metazoa, Chordata, Aves, Passeriformes, Pipridae. Gene Ontology annotation, cellular component: membrane; glutamatergic synapse; cell-cell junction. Gene Ontology annotation, molecular function: G protein-coupled receptor activity; carbohydrate binding. Gene Ontology annotation, biological process: synapse assembly; adenylate cyclase-activating G protein-coupled receptor signaling pathway; cell surface receptor signaling pathway.
GUCUCCGCAGCGGGAGGAGGAGGAGGAAGGAUCCGGGGUGUCGGCGGAGCGCGGGGGGCUGAGGACCACCCGCCUCCCUCCGCGCGGGCGCCUUUGUGUCCCCCAGCCCCGGCGGAGCGAGGGGCCGCGGGCAGGGGAGCGGAUGCGAAGAGCGGCUGGUGCUGGAGGGGAGAGAGAGAAAGGGGGAUGGUGGAAGAUUUCUCUCCUUUUUUAUUUUUUUUUUUUUGGUGGUCUCUUCGGCAGCGGCUGUUCUUCCCCAGCAGCAGCAGCAGCAGAGGCGGCAGCAGCAGCAGCAGCAGCAGCACAGGCAAUGACUCUGCCGCAUCCGAAUCGCCUGGCCGGUGGUGCCGGCUCCGGAGACAUCACCUUGCUCUGAAGUUGCCCACCUGGAGGAGGUAAAUCGGAGCGGGGCUUUCGUCCAGAGGGGUCGGCGACGGCGGGGAAGAGGAGGAAGCGAUCGCCUCUCCCAUCCCCACACACCCUUGUCCUCCGGGAGGAAGCUUGUGUAGCAGAAGAACACGGCAGAAAAGGAGAGACUUCUACUUCUAUUUUUUCCUUCCUUUUUUUUUUUUUUUUUUUUUUUACAUUUUUCCUUCCUUGAGGGACGUUCCGUGCUUCUCGUCCUCCCCUUUUCCUUCUGGCUGGGGGCUUUGGUACUGUGGCCAGGUCUGCUUCCUACUCCCUCCCCUGGCUUUAAUGGCUGGAUUGUGGCAGCAGCUCUCUGCUGCAGGUUGUUGAGGAUCUGAUGGGGACUCGCAUCUCAGGAGCCGGAGGUGAAUAAAGCAAUGUUGAAUACGGUACUCUGCAAAAAAUAGCGUGUGGAUUUCUAGCACCUGAAGAACAAGAAAAGGUCUCAGACUCUGGAUACUGGCUGUGGGAUUUUUUUAUUACUAUUAUUUUUGAUUGUUUUUUUCCCAUUUUUGGAUGCGAAUUGAAGGCCAACAGUUGAAGUGUUGGAAGCAAGUACAGGAGGACUCUCACUUUUUUGUUUGAACCCUUGUUUGCUGGGAUACUUUCAAGCUCUCCUUCACAGUCAUGUGGUCAUCACAGCUGCUGUUCUUCACAAUGCUCUUAACACCGAUAGCCCAUGCUUUCAGCCGAGCCCCGGUCCCCAUGGCUGUGGUCCGAAGGGAGCUGUCCUGUGAGAGUUACCCCAUUGAGCUGCGCUGCCCAGGAACAGAUGUUAUCAUGAUCGAAAGUGCCAACUACGGGAGGACUGACGAUAAAAUCUGUGACUCUGAUCCUGCUCAGAUGGAGAAUAUCCGCUGUUAUCUGCCAGAUGCCUAUAAGAUUAUGACUCAAAGGUGCAGUAAUCGGACCCAGUGUGCAGUUGUUGCUGGCCCUGAUGUGUUUCCAGACCCAUGCCCUGGGACAUACAAGUACCUGGAAGUGCAGUAUGAAUGUGUACCUUACAAAGUGGAACAAAAAGUUUUUCUUUGCCCCGGACUGCUGAAAGGAGUGUACCAGAGUGAACACUUAUUUGAAUCUGACCACCAGUCUGGUGCCUGGUGCAAGGACCCUCUGCAGGCAUCUGACAAGAUCUACUACAUGCCCUGGACGCCUUACCGGACAGACACACUGACGGAGUACUCCUCCAAGGACGACUUCAUUGCCGGGAGGCCAACCACGACCUACAAACUCCCGCACCGGGUGGACGGCACGGGGUUCGUGGUGUACGACGGGGCUUUGUUCUUCAACAAGGAGCGAACCAGGAACAUUGUCAAGUUUGACUUGCGGACAAGGAUAAAGAGCGGGGAGGCCAUCAUAGCGAAUGCAAACUACCAUGACACCUCUCCCUACCGCUGGGGAGGCAAGUCUGACAUAGACCUGGCUGUGGAUGAGAACGGGCUGUGGGUAAUCUAUGCAACAGAACAAAAUAAUGGCAAAAUAGUCAUUAGCCAGUUAAACCCUUACACGUUAAGGAUCGAAGGAACGUGGGAUACUGCCUAUGACAAGAGGUCAGCUUCUAAUGCCUUCAUGAUCUGUGGGAUUUUAUAUGUGGUGAAGUCUGUGUAUGAAGAUGACGACAAUGAAGCCACAGGGAAUAAAAUAGACUACAUAUAUAACACUGACCAAAGUAAGGAUAGCAUGGUGGACGUGCCCUUUCCAAACUCCUACCAGUACAUUGCUGCUGUGGAUUAUAAUCCCCGGGACAACCUCCUUUAUGUAUGGAACAACUACCAUGUUGUAAAAUACUCCUUGGAUUUUGGCCCGCUUGACAGCAGAGCAGGGCAGGCUCACCAUGGGCAGGUUUCCUACAUUGCCCCACCGAUCCACCUCGAUUCGGAUCUGGAGAGACCGCCAUCCAAGGGAGUAUCGACUUCGGGGGCUCUGGGCCCGGGGAGCACCACUGCUAGCACCACACCACGGAUGGCCACCAGCACCACCGGCCGCCCUACCACCACCUCGGCUUCUGGCAGGAGGAACAGGAGCACCAGCACACCAUCGCCCAUGGCCGACGUCCCCGACGAGAUGACCACGCACCUCCCGCCCGCCUCCUCCCAGCUGCCGCCCGCCGGUGCGGAGAGCUGCGACCCCGUGGAAGCCCGCGAUAUCAUGUGGUCUCGGACUCGGCAGGGCCAGGUGGCGAAGCAGCCGUGUCCCAUGGGCUCAAUAGGGGUUGCGACUUUCCGAUGUCUUGCACCAGAUGGUAUCUGGGAACCCCAAGGACCUGAUCUUAGCAACUGCUCUUCACCCUGGAUCAACCACAUUACUCAAAAGAUGAAGUCGGGGGAGAUGGCUGCCAACAUUGCCCGGGAGCUCGCGGAGCACACCAAAAACCACCUGUACGCCGGUGACAUCGCGUACUCCGUGUCCGCCAUGGUCCAGCUGGUGAACUUGCUCGACGUGCAGCUCCGGAACCUGACUCCAGGCGGGAAGGACAGUGCUGCACGCAGCUUAAAUAAGCUUCAGAAAAGGGAGCGCUCUUGCAGGGCCUAUGUCCAGGCCAUGGUGGAGACGGUGAACAACCUCCUGCAACCACAGGCUCUGAAUGCGUGGAGGGACCUGAAUGCAAGCGAACAGCAGCGCGCAGCCACCAAGUUGCUCGACACCGUGGAGGACAGUGCCUUUGUGCUGGCUGAUAACCUGCUGAAGACAGACAUCGUCCGGGAGAACACUGACAACAUCCAGCUGGAAGUUGCGAGACUAAGCACAGAUGGGAAUCUGGAAGAUCUGAAGUUUCCCCAGAACAUGGGCCAUGGGAGCGCCAUUCAGCUGUCAGCAAAUACCUUGAAGCAAAAUGGUCGAAAUGGUGAAAUCAGGGUGGCUUUUGUACUGUACAACAACCUGGGCACCUAUCUCUCCACGGAGAAUGCCAGCAUGAAGUUGGGAACAGAAGCAAUGUCGACUAAUCACUCCGUCAUUGUCAACUCCCCUGUCAUCACUGCAGCAAUAAACAAAGAGUUCAGCAAUAAGGUUUACCUGGCUGAUCCUGUGGUGUUUACUGUCAAGCACAUCAAGCAGUCAGAAGAAAAUUUCAACCCGAAUUGUUCGUUCUGGAGCUAUACAAAACGUACAAUGACAGGGUACUGGUCCACCCAGGGCUGUCGCCUCCUGACAACUAACAAGACACACACCACAUGCUCCUGCAAUCACCUAACCAACUUUGCAGUCCUGAUGGCACAUGUGGAAGUUAAGCACAGCGAUGCAGUCCAUGACCUACUCCUGGACUUCAUCACAUGGGUUGGCAUCCUGCUCUCACUGGUCUGCCUCCUGAUCUGCAUCUUCACCUUCUGCUUCUUCCGUGGGCUGCAGAGCGAUCGCAACACGAUUCACAAGAAUUUGUGCAUCAGCCUCUUCGUGGCAGAACUCCUCUUCCUCAUCGGCAUCAACCGGACUGACCAGCCGAUUGCCUGUGCCGUCUUUGCUGCCCUCCUGCACUUCUUCUUCCUGGCAGCUUUCACCUGGAUGUUCCUGGAGGGAGUGCAGCUCUACAUCAUGCUGGUGGAGGUUUUUGAGAGCGAACACUCCCGGAGGAAGUACUUCUAUUUGGUGGGCUAUGGCAUGCCUGCACUGAUUGUGGCCGUGUCAGCAGCGGUGGACUACCGGAGCUAUGGCACGGACAAAGUAUGUUGGCUCCGACUUGACACCUACUUCAUUUGGAGCUUUAUAGGACCGGCGACCUUGAUAAUUAUGCUUAAUGUCAUCUUCCUUGGGAUUGCUCUCUAUAAAAUGUUUCAUCAUACUGCCAUACUGAAACCUGAAUCUGGAUGUCUUGACAAUAUCAACUAUGAGGAUAACAGACCCUUCAUCAAGUCCUGGGUUAUAGGUGCAAUAGCCCUACUCUGCCUAUUAGGACUGACCUGGGCAUUUGGACUCAUGUAUAUUAAUGAAAGCACAGUCAUCAUGGCGUAUCUCUUCACCAUAUUCAAUUCUCUGCAGGGAAUGUUUAUAUUCAUUUUCCAUUGUGUCCUCCAGAAAAAGGUACGUAAAGAGUAUGGAAAAUGCCUGCGCACGCAUUGCUGUAGUGGGAAAAGUACAGAGAGUUCUAUCGGCUCAGGAAAAACCUCGGGGUCAAGGACACCUGGAAGAUACUCCACAGGCUCACAGAGCCGGAUUCGUAGGAUGUGGAAUGACACAGUUCGAAAGCAGUCCGAGUCUUCCUUUAUUACUGGAGAUAUAAACAGUUCAGCUUCACUCAACAGAGGAGCCAUGGCUAAUCAUCUUAUAACCAAUGCUCUGCUUCGUCCUCAUGGCACUAACAACCCUUAUAAUACAUUGCUCGGGGAAUCGGCGGUCUAUAACAACCCUUCUGUCAGCAUGUACAACGCACAAGAAAGUGGAAGGACGCCCAAGCAGGAGCCAGUCUUCAGGCGAGUCACCAUGGAAGACAGUGUCAUCUAGCACCUGGGGCACCCAACAAGCCUGCCUCAGCAAGCCCAUGCCAGCGUACCACCUCAGCCCCUCUGUGCCUCAGUUUACCCAUCCCUCACUUGGGAUCGCGCAACAGGAGAGGCAGGAGAAACUAGCCUCAACAAAACCCUCAGCAAACCCUUGCAUCCCCAAGGAGAAAACAGCCCAGCUGAGAUUCCUGCUGCCCUGUGCAUGGCAGUGCCCUGGAAAGUGCCCUCACCGUUUGGUCGCUCACCAGUUUUUUAAGAUGAGCAGAACGGGUGAAAAUUGUCUUUUGUAAUAAGAAAUUAGUUUCAUCUGCUCCAAACGUUGACUUUGCAACUUGAUAGCACUUAAAGAUGGCUGAGCGUGCUCACUCCACCAUCCUGAGCCCCUCACCGUGCUUGCAAGCUGGGCUGUAUAAAGUGAACCCACUGGAUCCAGGUUACUGUUGUAAAUACAGACCUGUCUGUGCAAAGAGCUAACAAGGAAAGGAAAAGAGGGACAAAGAAAUAGUCCUUACACCAGAAGAAGCUGAACUUGCCAACAGGGUACUGUCAAGCAAAGCUGUUGUGUGUAAAUAGGGACUGGCGCAUGUGUCCAGCAGCAGCUCUGCUUGGCAAAAGCUUCUCGGGGGAAAGCUGCUCAGAUUUUAUUGUCUUGUGUAAAUAGAGAUAUUUUUUUGAAAAAAAUAAGCCUUAGUAUCUUGAAGAUAGCGUUUCUCAAUCAGCUCAGCUGGGGAUGGAUAUGUGGGAAACCGUGGAGUCUGCCUGUGGAGGCUGGUGUGGGGUCUUGCAGCCAAGCUGUGCAGUCACGGUAGGUGCAGGAGGCACCUGAAGGAUGACAGACCCAUCCAUCAGAGGACUCGGCAGACAGUUAAUCCUUCAUCCACGUAAACAGGGUGGACUCACUGGGCCCAUGGUCUCCACUGGUGUAAAUACUCAGCUACAGCCCACAGAGGACUUGGGCUGCUUGGUGCAGUUGUAGGGGGGGUGGGGGUGGGAUGGGCAGAAAUCACCAGAAGGAUUCAAACCCCAUCAGUGUGGUUAUUCCCAGAGUUUUAGCAUUAGUUUCAAAAAAAGAAAAAAAAGAAAAGGAAAAAAAAGAACCCCUGAAGGCUUAUUAAUGGUGUUGGGCCAAUAGUUCAGCUGGCUAAAUGGAGGCAUGCAUAGACAUCUGUGUCCAUGUCAGCCAGUGCCUGUAUGUGCAGUUCUCCUCAGCAUGUUCGCAAAUGCGUGUGCAAGACUGUGCCUGGUGCGGGUGGGUGCCAGCCAGCGCAGGUCCCCAUGUCUGUGUAGCUGUGUCUGUGAGAGAAGCGAGAAUAUGGAUGUGUAUGUUGUACUCAACUUUAUAUGCCCAAGCAAGCUUGAGAAGUCAUAAGUAGUGCUGCCAGGUCCAGCUUUAUUAGCAUUAGCGCAGAGUAGUGUCCGCACCUCUCCAUGGAACGAGGCGUGGCGGGGGUGGCAUUAGGUGAGUAAAAGCUGAUAAAUCUCUGCUCCCCAUUGAGUUGUCAUCCACUGUCCCCUGCCGCGGCACAACAGUGGCCAUCUGCAAACACUGCCAGCAGAACAGGGCUGCACUCAGGCACGGGCGCUUGCAGAAUGUGAGCUGCUGCAGCAUGGUACCUGAUGGAAGCUGGAGAGGAGCUUCGGGUGUUCCCCUUCAUCCUUCACAACUACUUAUGCCUUAUUUACUCUGAGUCCAACCAUGUGGAUUCAGCCAGUGCAGGGAAAUUGGAAAAAAAGAAUUGAAAUUAAAAAUUGAAAUCGAGGAAAAAAACCAUACUUGAGAAAAAAAAAGAUAUUUUUGAAAAUUACACAGAAUAACUUUCUCUAGACAUAGAAGACUCUCUUCAGCCUAGCAUUUUCUAGAAAGCAGGGCCAGCAUGAAGUGUCCUUCCCCAUUAAAAAGCCAGAUAGUAUCAACCAACAUAUUUAGAAUAGUGUUGGGGGCAAAGCCCCUAUACCUUUGCUACGAAUGGCCAGUGGGCAAUAAACAGAAAUUGGAAGCUGCUUUAAAUGACUGAGGAGUGUGGGUAUCUAGAGAGGUAAUUUGCUUGCAGUGGUUCAAGGUGAGCUGCAAGGGUUGGUCUUUUCCUCUUGAGUACUUGAAUACCUCCUCUGUUAUCCGCCUCUCUCUGGCUGCUGUUGCCAUUAACACCUAACAACUGCUAGUGCCAAGUUAUUUACAUAUUUAUCACAUUUAUUUAUUUAUCAAACCAGUGCACAGAGGACACUGUGCUUUCAUUUGCCACAUGUGGAUGCCUCUUCCCUUGCCCGCUUCUCCAGCCUUGCAUAGUGUCCCUAGGCAAGGUGACCAUUGUCUUGGUGAGGGCUGCAACUGCAGGAAAGAAGAUAUUCCCUGUUUUUCCACUAGGUUGCAGGAAAGCAGAAAUCCACUGGGUUGUGUUUAGUGGUGGAUUUUUUUUUCAUUAGAGCCCUCACUAUUAGUUUCUCUCCCCAGACAAUCCCAUCAUUCUGGACCUUAAACCCUUGCCAUUAUGUCUAGAAGAGUUAUUCUUGGAGGCAUUUACAACAACCUGUAAUGUUUCUCUCUUUUUCCAACCCUGAAGAGCUGACACCCAGUAACUGACGGUUGUAAUGAUGAGCCAGACCAACCCCAAGUCCUAAUAAAAAUGGUGAAUCCCAUCCACUGCAUCCGUAUUGAUGGCACACAGGUUAUGUGCGGAGGUGAGCCAGUGAGGAGAGGGAGGCAGAUAUUCACUGAAGAUUGUGUCUGGGAGGUGCUGUUACCAAACCCACCCAGCCGCUGGGUUCCCCAGGGCAGAGUUUUGAUUUAAUCCAGCCCUGAGUCAAUAGUGAUUGACAUUUCACUUGCUUUCCAUAUCUUAACUGGACUUCCUUACUCCUCAGGCAUGGAAUGAAUCUUAAUACAUUGUAAUUACUGUACUCCUGGUGGUGAACCGGUAUGAAAAGCUAUCAUGGAGAGCAUUAAUAAAAUGUACAUUAUGAAAAA